Molecule: messenger RNA, 665 nt
Organism: Racocetra fulgida
Lineage: Eukaryota; Fungi; Glomeromycota; Glomeromycetes; Diversisporales; Gigasporaceae
Source: the annotation of a GenBank genome assembly
AUCAAGACCCUCCCCCAACUUUUAACGUCGAUGGUGUUCAAAUCUUAUUCACAAAUAUUCAAGGAUUAUAUUUUGUAUGCACUACAAGAUUUAAUGUGUCAACUUUUAUGACCUUUGAAUUACUCGACCGUAUCGCUAGCUUAAUUAGAGACUUUUGUGGAAUAUUAAGUGAAGAAUGUGUGCGACUGAAUUCUAGCUUAAUUUACGAAUUGUUAGACGAAGAUUACGGUUAUCCUCAAACAACAUCAACCGACCAAUUAAAAUUAUUUGUUUAUGAAGAACCUAUACCCCCAAUUAGUAAACCAACCGCUCAUUCACGCGAUGAAGGGAGAUAUAAACAAAAUGAAGUCUUUAUUGAUAUUAUUGAACGACUUGUUGCUUCUUUCGCUUCCGAUGUUGAUUUUGAAGGACACAGACAAUUGAUUAUAUUUCCACAAGAAGGAGAAAUAACUGCUAUGAUUUAUCGAAUAUCUAGUGAUAUUAGUUUGCCAUUUCGGAUAUUUCCACAAAUUUUAGAUGUUCCAGGGAGUCCAAAUAAAUUGGACGUUAUUAUUCGAAUUCGGGCAGAUUUCCCCGAAGAUAAGAUUGCAACAAAUUGCACAGUAAUUGUUCCUUUACCGCAUAUUACUCAAAGGUAUUAUAUUUUUAUUCCUGAGUUGUUGUAA